Molecule: messenger RNA, 1977 nt
Organism: Owenia fusiformis
Lineage: Eukaryota; Metazoa; Annelida; Polychaeta; Sabellida; Oweniidae
Source: the annotation of a GenBank genome assembly
CGAUUAUUUGUUUUUCUUGAUAAGGAAAUAAUUUUACUUGGAACACUUGAAUCUUGAUCAAGUGUUCAUUCGACAGCAUUACAGUGUCUAGGAUAAAGGAGAAGAAGAAAUCUUGAUUGAUCGAACGAAUAAUAUCUGGAUAGUGAAUACAGUUCACUCAGCAAAUACUUGUGCCGAAUGGGGAUUAGCUGGCCAAAUAUCUGGACAUAACGUAUCUACUGCAACCUAUGCUGAUACACCUGGUGCAGAGAAAACCAAUGAUCCUACAAUGGCAGAUGCACUGAAUGAUAACCCAACAGGAGGUAGCUACAAGAAAACUGAGGAUAAAGACCAAGGGCUUAAAGAUGAAGACCUUUUCCGACCAAUAUUAAGCGGUGGUAGAUUCCAGAAUCCAUGGUCUGGAUGGAAAAUGCCUGGACUUGGAGGGGUACUGAAAUGGAGAAUGACUCAGAAUGACCAAAGCAACAUUCCAAAGAAAAAGGAGGAGUUAGAUGAAACACUUCCUGUUCAAGAUGUUGAUAUCAAUGAAAUAUCACAACCACCAAAAAAUGGAAUGAGAGUAACAUGGAUGGGACACGCAUCAGUUCUAGUGCAGUUUGAUGAAAUAUCAGUACUAACAGACCCCGUAUUCAGUGAACGCUGCUCACCAAUGCCAUCUAUUAUGGGACCUAAGCGCUAUCGUCCUGUUCCGUGUCAGAUAGAUGACAUUCCUACAUUAGAUGCUGUUGUAAUCAGUCACAAUCACUAUGACCAUCUUGAUCAUGGAACAGUUGUCCAACUGAAUAAAAAAUUUGGUUCAAAAUUGAAAUGGUUUGUACCAAUGGGACUUAAAUCCUGGAUGAAUGACACUGGAUGUAAAAAUGUUGUGGAGAUGACAUGGUGGGAAGAGCAGCCUCUUUCUGAACAUGAGACAGCUGGGGCGACAUCUGGUGGCAGUGGGGUAAAGUUUGUCUGUUUACCAUGUGCUCACUGGUGCACAAGGAAGGGUCCUAUAGAUUUUAAUAAGGUGUUGUGGUGUAGCUGGGGUGUGAUCGGUCCAUGGAACAGAUUCUAUUUUGGAGGAGAUACUGGUUAUUGUGAGGGCUUUAAACAAAUUGGGAAAAAAUAUGGACCAUUCAAUCUAGCAGCUAUUCCUAUAGGAGCAUAUGAACCCAGAAACUUUAUGAAAUGUCAGCAUGUCAAUCCAGAAGAGGCUGUGAUGAUACAUCAAGAUAUAGGGGCCAAAAAAUCUGUAGGGGUCCACUGGGGAACAUUCAAACUCACAGAUGAGUUCUAUCUGGAGCCAAAGUCCAAAGUGACAGAUGCAAUGGAGGCAGCUGGCCUUAAGGUUGAGGACUUCUUUACGCUGAAUCAUGGAGAGUCUUGUAUAGUUGGCGAUAAUUAUGACAAUGUGGAUGAUUAGAGAUGCAUGACGAUGAUGAGAGAAACUCAUAUCUCUGAUGGAAAUGCUUACAUUGAACAUUGUCAAAGUAUGAGUUCAUUCAUCAAUGCAUAUUAUGCAUUUUAUAGCCUAUGGGAAGGAGUUAUAGAGAAACAAAAUUUGUAGAAAAUAUGCCAUAAUAUGGGAAAAAAAUGAUGUACUAUUGGAUUCUACAGAGCGGAUGGACAUAACGGUUAAAGUAACGUGUUUGUAUAUUAUACUGCCUUACUGUAACUUGGAUAAUAGAAUAUGAUGAAUGUGAUAAACAUUGUGCAGUAUCCGAGACACAUUUUGCGUGCAGUGGAUUUUGUAUGGCUUUGCAGUAUGAUGAGAGCCCAUACUGUCACAUAAACAGAUUAUCAGAUCAUUUUGAGUCAUACGGAUAUGCCGCUGAUAAACAAUAUAAGCCGAAUAGGAGGCUGAUAAAUGAUUUUCUGAAAAAUAUGACAGAGAUCUCCAUAAUAUAAGAAAUAUCACUGGGUGUUAUUGUAUAGAUAACACAAUAAUCGUUGGAUAAAUAUGUAUAUUAUACUAUGUGUUAUUUUAUCCAUAGUAGG